Molecule: messenger RNA, 1571 nt
Organism: Mercenaria mercenaria
Lineage: Eukaryota; Metazoa; Mollusca; Bivalvia; Venerida; Veneridae
Product: whey acidic protein-like
Exons: 8
Coding region: 383-1102 (239 amino acids)
Cellular component (GO): extracellular region
Molecular function (GO): protein binding; peptidase inhibitor activity
Source: RefSeq, a predicted model, not a curated record
GCCAUUCCUUAAAAAUAAGAACUAGAAGAAAUCAUAAAAAAAGAGUUCUCUUCUGUUUCAACAAUAACAACAGCUAUGGUGUCUCUCACGCAUAUAUUACUUUUUAGUGGAUGUACCAUGGUUAUAAAUGGACAAUACGGAGGCCGUCCAAGACUACCAGAUAAAUGUGAUGCUGUAUUUUGCGCAGAGACAGACUGUUUAAAUCCAACCACUCCUCCUGGGGAAUGUUGUGCGGUCUGUCCCCCAAACACCGCCACCAUUUGAGAAACCUGGCCAAUGUCCACGUGGGACUGGAUUUGGAAUCUGUGUAAGUUUGUGUACAGGCGAUUCAAGUUGUCCAGGGGACCAGAAAUGCUGUAGUAAUGGGUGUGGUCAUAGAUGUAUGUCGCCGGUAAGCGGAGGAAGAUCAUGCUUCUAUAAAGGUGAAAUGCGAAUGGACGGUGAAACAUUUAAAGAGAGGUGCAAUGAAUGCACGUGUAAUGAUGGUCAUGUUUCCUGUACGGAGAAGGCCUGUGGUUCAAAACCUGGCAGAUGCCCCCGUCCCACCGGGAUAGCAAUAUGUGUAAAAACGUGUACUGAUGACUCCAGUUGCCAUGGAAGACGGAAAUGUUGCAGCAAUGGUUGUGGUCAUACAUGUGUUCUGCCUGAAAAUGGUGGAAAUCAUUGUUACCAUAAAGGUCAAAAGCGAAUGGACGGUGAAACAUUUAAAGACAGGUGCAAUACAUGCACGUGUAAUAAUGGUCAUAUUUCAUGUACGGAGAUGGCCUGUGGUUCAAAACCUGGCAGAUGCCCCCGUCCCACCGGGAUAGGAAUAUGUGUAGAACUGUGUACUGACGACUCCAGUUGCCAUGGGAGACGGAAAUGCUGUAGCAAUGGCUGUGGUCAUACAUGUGAGCGCCCUGUAGGCAUAUGUGAUGGUAUGGCGUGUCCGCAAGUUCUAAGAUGUCCCAAUCAGUAUACACCCCCUGGUCAGUGUUGCCCAGUAUGCGGACCAAUAGGGAAGCCAGACUGCAGUAAGAUAGCUUGUACACUACGGCACUGUGUUGGCCAGUAUACUCCACCUGGACAGUGUUGUCCAGUAUGUCCACGUAACACAUACUGAUGAAACAUUUUAAGAAAAUGCACAAGCUUUCUUUCUGUUCUAAAGAAACUUAACGUCAAUCAAACGCCAAGUCUGUUUACGGGUGUAAUGAAUUAGACUUGUUGUUGUUAAUUUGAUUAUUUUUUUCUGAUCAGAAACAACACUGUCAGUACGACAGUAGUGAAUCGUUGUUCAUUUUCACUUGAUGUUGGAACUGUGAUGAUAUAUAAACCAUGCGUUAAAUACAGCUUUGUUUCAUUUUUAUUUAUUUCUCUCAGGACAAAGUACAUGACGUACUUGUUUCUCAUUGUCGUGGAACAUGUUAAGUGUACGAGUGUAUAUGUUACAGAGAAAUUGAACCAUAAUAUACUUAAGUUCACCUUUUUCCAUUUAUAUUUUUGUACAUUUAUAUGAAUUGUAAUGCAUAAAUUUGUAAAGGUUUAAAAAUGUAUAUUUCAGCUAAAUAGUAAAUAAAACUUGAAUCAUGUCA